Phytophthora nicotianae INRA-310 is the source of this 1887-nucleotide messenger RNA. RefSeq lists its product as hypothetical. The coding region runs from base 435 to 1682 and encodes 415 amino acids. The transcript is spliced from 2 exons. Lineage: Eukaryota; Oomycota; Peronosporomycetes; Peronosporales; Peronosporaceae. The record is from RefSeq and is a predicted model, not a curated record.
UCCGACUCGAUUGAAGUCAGAAUACAGGAAACUCUGCUUUUGCAGAUGGAUCCUACGCACAUUUAAUGGGGGCACACAUGCUGGCGCUACCAUUGUAACACAGUGUGGCGCUGGGCACAGACCCUGAUGCGCCUUGCCGCUUGUGGCCAGAGUUCCAUCACGCAAGACCAUAGUGAAUAAGACUAACGAGCCACUGUGGGGAGUGUUGCAAAAGUAGCUGUGAGUCGCCUCGCUGCACUUACACAAGCUACACGAUAUAGAAUGAGUCGCCUUCGUUGCACUUCGUUCGCGUCCCUGUGUCGACGUCGACUGCAUUCUCUGACUUGCCUUCACUUGCAACGAGACUUCUUCGAUAUCAGCGUUGGUUUUUUCGAGAUUGCUACUCGAGAGAGACUCCACAGCAGACAACCAUUCCGGAUCCAGCUGAGCUCGUCAUGUCCAAGGACGACCUGAUGGUGCAAGCGUUGCCGCGACUUCAGUUGUCGAGCCUGGAUAUGAAGGCGAUCUUAGAGCUAUCCGUAAGUAUGCUGGAGACGAACCUGACGCAGCAGAAGGAGCUGCGGUUGACAAAGGAUGGCUUUCCGGACUCGCGUACCUGGCGAGAAGUGCAGCGUAAGGAAGGAAUACGAGUGUUCAAGGAGUUCCAGUCGCAGAAUUCAUUGCCGAGCGGGGACAGUGCGACGUGUAUGCGAGCUGGAUUUGCUCACCCGGAAGAGUCCGGGAUGCCAUCACUACUGAUGCUAGGAACGAUAGCUGGUAAUCUCAACGACGUCAUGUACGCGUCCAUUGCAACAAGCACCGACUCCAUGCGAGCUCGCUCUAAGUUUAUACAAGACGGAGUCGUGAACAGCAAGGUGCUCUGUUGCGUGGAGAGUCCGUCGUCGGACGAUCCGUUCCACACGCUCAACGUGACUUGGCGCUACUACUCGCUUUCGGAGCCACGAGACUACACGUGUAUCGAAGCAACGGGGCUGGUGCCCAACGAUUACGGCGAGCUGGUGGGCUUCCACCUCGUCCACUCGCUCGGAUUCGCUCAACUUCCAGUCUUCAAGAGCCACGGCGUGGAAAGAGCCAACAUGUCGGUGUGUUCGUUCUUCCGUCAGAAAACUCCAACUCUCGUCGAGUGCUAUACACGCGGCUACUUUGACUUCCACUCGACCAAUGAGAUGCUGAACAACAUCUCGCUGCACACUAUUUCGACCCAGUGGCUCUCGAUGGCUCGCUACGUCGAGUGCGCGCAGAUGAAGAAGCUCGUGUGGUGGAUGCGGAUGCGGACAGGUCGCGAUUCCUUUGCCAGCAGCAGCCAAAGCUCCAGCUCCACUUCAUCUGGUGGCAUCGCUAUGAUUGGACAAAAUUCGCGUCCCCGUAUCCAAUCAGGAUCUCGCUGUCGAGUCUGCUCACGCAGCUUCGGCGGCUUCCUGCGGACGUCUCCCAGAGCGUGUGCGUGCUGCGCCGAGUGGGUCUGUAAGCGCUGCUGUGUGAAGAAGCAGGUGUGUGUUAUGUCGUCCCACAACCGGAGCAAGGUGAACGAUAAGAAGCUCAUCUUCUGUGCGCAAUGUAUCGCUGAGGGAUCCAAGAGCGACGCCGCGCUUAUUCUGCGUGAAGAGCUCAUGGGGACACGUACGUCGUACUCGUCGACCCGCAGAACUACUAGUACAAUGGAGACCUUGGAGACAGAGUAAGAGUGAAUGAGGCCAUCGACUGUGGGCUGAAUAUAUUGAGUGGGGUUUGUGUGUGUUGUUUAGAUUGGAUCACAUGACAUGCAUUUACUAUGUCAGAGGUGGAAGGUGCUUGUCAACAAGCAGCUCCCAAUUUGCACCGCACACAAUCUAUAGGAAGCCUUCAGUGGAAAGACAAACUAACUCUCAUGCGGCAAGGCAGAGAAGC